Malassezia sympodialis ATCC 42132 is the source of this 1689-nucleotide messenger RNA. RefSeq names its product 25S rRNA (uracil2634-N3)-methyltransferase (gene BMT5). Gene Ontology annotation, biological process: rRNA base methylation. Gene Ontology annotation, molecular function: rRNA (uridine-N3-)-methyltransferase activity. The record is from RefSeq and is a predicted model, not a curated record. Gene Ontology annotation, cellular component: cytoplasm. Lineage: Eukaryota; Fungi; Basidiomycota; Malasseziomycetes; Malasseziales; Malasseziaceae.
AUGGUGUCAGCCCUAUCUUCUACUCGUGAAUGCUGGGCCGACAUCGACGACCCACGAUUUAUGCUGGCUUUCUGGAUCGGAAGCGGUUGGGCCGUGGCCGAGCUGCUUGCCAGCACAUGGCAGCUCUUCAAGUUUGUGCCUUUAUAUCGCACCGUUGAGCGCCCUAUGCUGCGUCUAGAUGAGGAAGACAUUCUGAAUGACUUUGUCGAGGAAAGCCACGUUACGGAUGGGCAAAAUUCGUCACACUCUGACUCGAGCCUCUCGUCCGGCGAAGUGUCUGAUGAGCUGGAGCAACUCUCGUUGGAUGAGCUCAUCUUGAUGCGGGAGAAAUCUGAGCUUGAACACCAGUUGGGCGACUACCUAGAAAAUGGGUGCUCGUCUCUCUCCAUGGCUGAGGAAGAUGUAUUUCGCUUCACACCGUUCCCGUCCUUGGCGCGUGUGGGUGUCACCUAUUGGGUAUUGGUGCUUCUCCACGGCAUUGCCUCGACUACUUGGAUGAUCGCCCUGCCACGCAUCGGACUCACGACGGUCACGUACACGUCCAUGCUCUUUUGUGGAGGUAUCAUUAUGCAUUUCGCUCUUGCCACCAUGGCCAAGCGCGACAAGGGCACGUUGCGCGCUGCCCUCGCAAAGCAUCGGGCGCGGAGCCAUCAGCGAGCGGAGGAGAAACGCAAGGCGGCAGUCGGGCAGGCCAGCAAGGCAGUCGCAGCCAUUCCCCCGAAAAAACGGGCUGUCAUGCCUUUUGCACCUGACGAUUCAGUUCUGCUAGUGGGUGAAGGCAACUUUUCUUUCACGCUGGCAUUGUUGAGCCCUCCCCACAACCAUCCCCCCCAUCAGAUCCUCGCGACCAGUUACGAUACGGAGGCGGAGGUAUACGAAAAAUAUCCUGAUGCACGUGCCAUUAUCGCACAGAUCCGUGCCAAGGCGGGGCUCCAUGCGGACCGGAUCCUUGCAUUUGGCGUGGAUGCGGGUGCACUGCAUAAAUGUGAAGCUGUUACGGGGAAUCGCAAGGAUGACUCACAUCGUUGGAGUAAGGUUUGGUUUGGCUUUCCGCAUGUGGGGGCUGGCCACAAGGACGAGCAGCGCAACGUACUGGCCAACCAACUCAUGCUCUUGCGUUUCCUCGUGUCGAUUGCGCCUUAUCUCACACAGGGACGGGCUCCCGCGUACGUAACUGGCAAGGCACGGCGGAGCAGCGACGACGAGGACGAGGAUGAAGACGAAGACAACCCUGCAGGUCAUCGCCAUGCCGGCGAGGACGAGCUCCUCUCUGAGCACACAAUAUGGCGGCCGCUCUCGCCGCCUAUGCGUCAAGGUUCUGUGCUUAUAACUAUUCGGAACACUCCGCCUUAUACGCUGUGGAAUGUUCCCAUGCUUGGUAAAAAGCUGCGUAGUGUGUUUGGUCCCAUUGCUGCGUCAGCACCACCACCGCCCAAAGGCACCUUUAUGCCGACGCUGGCCGAUGUGGACCGAGCUGGUGCCGAGUAUGUGGUCUGGCGAAGCUUUGAGUUUGACCCGCAGAUGUGGAAAGGUUACAGCCACCGCCGGACGGUGGGUUUCGUCGAGGGUCUUAGCACGUCCAACAACGAAGACCUCCUGCGCCGCCCCACGCCGCCCAGUGCGUCUAAGCCGCAGGGCCGGCAUGUAGGCACAGGCGAGUGCCGUACCUUUGAACUCGCAUUGAGGUAG